Closterium sp. NIES-67 is the source of this 372-nucleotide messenger RNA. Lineage: Eukaryota; Viridiplantae; Streptophyta; Zygnematophyceae; Desmidiales; Closteriaceae. The record is from the annotation of a GenBank genome assembly.
UUUUUGGGGCUAUGUUUCAGCUGACCAUGAACGGCGUGUUCAGAGAUCUGCUCGACAAGUGUGUCAUCAUCUACCUCGACAAUAUUCUCAUCUUCAACAAGACCAAGGAACAGCACCUCAAGGACCUCGACACAGUUUUUCAACGCCUGCAGCAGAACCGCCUCAUCACCAAAGGCUCUAAGUGCGAGUUUCUAAAAUCCGAACUGGAAUUUUUCGAACACGCCGUUGGAGCGGACGACAUUAAAAUCGACCCACAAACAGACCGACAGACCAAACAUACCAUUCAGACCAUGGAGCAGCUGACACGCACCAACUGCCCCGAUCCUGCCCAGAGCGGGGUAGUAUAAGGAAUUUUAUUAUCUACCGGGUUGU